AUGCGCCUCCGCGCCGCCGCCGCCGCCCUCUGCCUCUGCCUGCUGGGCGCCUGCCGCCUUCGCCGCGGGCUGGAGGCCGCCGCCGUGCGCGGCCCGUCAGCGGCCGCUCCCCAGCGACCCUCGGCAGCCGCGCCUUCCUCCGCCUCCUCCUCCUCCGCCGCCGCCGCCUCCCCCUUCUCCUCCCCGCCGCGGAGGGACGGGGCUCUCCGCAACGGCACGGUGGUGCCGCAUCAUUACAUGGUGGCCCUAUACCAGCGCCUGGCCGCCCGCCGCGCCCCCGGCCGCCGCGCCGACACCGUGACGGGCUUCGCGGAGCGGGCGCGCGGCGAUGCCUCCCCGUCCGCCUCGGAGCAGCGGUACCUCUUUGACAUCUCCAGCCUGCCUGAGGCAGAGGAGGUGACGGGCGCGGAGCUGCGGAUCCUGCGCUCCGUGCCCGAGAACCGGAGCCUGGCGCUGUCCCCCGAGGGCUCCUUCCACCACCUCCUGCUCGCCACCUGCCCCGCCCGCGACGGCGAGGAGCCCCGGCUGCUGGACUCCCGCGCCGCGGACGUUCUGGACACGGGCUCCUCCCGAUGGGAGGUGUUUGAUGUCCGGGAGGCCUUGCGGGAUCAGAGGGAGAGCUCGCCCUCGGGGAAGCUGCUGUGCUUCCAGCUGCGGGUGGUGUCGGAUGGCUCGGGGCAGGCACUGCCCCCCCGGCAGCUGGGCUUCGGCAAACCCCGGCCGCAGCCCCACGAGCGAGCCCUGCUCGUGGCCUUCUCCCGCACCCAGAGGAAGGAGAACCUCUUCAAGGAGAUCCGGGAUAAGAUCAAGGCCCUGGGCAGCCCCCCCUUCCUGGAGCCCCCCGAUCCUGGGCAGGAGGCGUUCCUCAGGCGCAGGAAGAGGAGGACCACCAUUGCGGCCCGCUCUGGGGGCAGAGGCCACGGCAAGAAGGCGAAGACGCGCUGCAGCAGGAAGCCCCUGCACGUGAACUUCAAGGAGCUGGGCUGGGAUGACUGGAUCAUCGCCCCCCUGGAUUACGAGGCCUAUCACUGCGAGGGGGUCUGCGACUUCCCGCUGCGCUCCCACCUGGAGCCCACCAACCACGCCAUUAUCCAGACCCUGAUGAACUCCAUGGACCCCGAGUCCACCCCGCCGAGCUGCUGCGUGCCCUCCAAGCUCAGCCCCAUCAGCAUCCUCUACAUUGACUCUGGGAACAAUGUGGUUUACAAACAGUAUGAGGACAUGGUCGUGGAGACGUGUGGCUGCAGGUAGCAAUUUCUGCAGCUCUCCCUAUCCCUCCUGGCCUUGCUCAGCAGCCCUGCCCAUUUUAUAUAUAUAUAUAAAUAUAAAUAUAUAUAUAUAUAUAAAAUAUAUAUAUAGAUAUAUACACUCAUACACAUUUUGGUGUGUGCCUUCCCAAAUGCCAAGCUCAGAGCAGGUGUCCCCUGUGUUCCCUGGGCCAUCCUGGCCAUGAGCCCAGGAGGGAUUGGGGGUGCCCCUCUGAGACUGAGGCUGCCACCAUCUCUGUGCCUUGGGAACGUCUCCCCAGCCUCUGAGCUCUGCCUGAUACACUUGGUUUGCCUAAGUGGAGCUGACGACUUCUUUCCCAAAGGUUUUGGAAAAUGUCUAGCCAAAAUUGUUUUGGUCAGAAUGAUGACCUGGGGUGGGGGCAUGUGGAGUGUUGUCUGCAGCAGAGGGAUCAGGUCAGCAUCACCCUCUGGCUGUGGCAGUGCGAUGGAGGUGAGGUAGGAAUGCUCUUUUCUUUGAGUCAGAUGAGUUUUUCUGGCAGUCUUCAAAUUGCUGCCCUGAGUUUCCUGGUGGAAAAAUAAGGGAUCCCUGGGGGAAAGCAGGGGGUGGAGAACCUGUGGCUGUCAUGGGUUGUAAUCACUUGGUCCAGACCUGUUUCCAGACCACAAACCUGGGAGAGGUUUGUGAGUCUGCUGGCAGAGACAGGAGAGAAGGACAACCAGAGGCUAAAAGAGUCAGGUGUGAAGCAGAUCUUGUGCUCUUACAAAGACGGAAGUGGCCCUGGGAGGCGUUAGCUGGAGAUGCCUCCACUCCACAUGGUCGGAAGCGCUGGCUUUGCUGUGUGUGUCUUGCAGGAGGUACUGGUGGGUGGGUCCCCUCCCUUUCCUGCACAAAACUGUGUUUCCGAGGCAUACUGGGAGCCCAGCAUCAGGCCUGCAAGUCACACAGCCAUCCUGAGCGUGUCUGGAGAGAAACAAAGGUCCCAGGUUCCCUAGGGAAGAGCCAUUUCGCUCGGGUUCUUCUCUUUCCAAAUAAUCUCUAUAAAAGCACUAAGCUCCACCCUGUCUUCCUUUGGCAUCGAUUUCCCAGGGAGCUGUGUCCCUCCCUGGAGUGCUGGCUGCUCCUUGCUCCAUUAAGGGAGCUGGAUCCUCCAGGAACAGACCUUUCCCAUGCAGAGGGCUGAGUGCUACCCUCAGGGACUGCUAUGUGAAGUGGGCUGCUUUGACAUGUGCUGAAAGGGUUUUAGUAACUCAGGAGCUGAGUUAAUAAAUUACCUUUAAAAGAGAGAAGCUCUUCAUCCAUGCCAGGGUGUGCUUUGGGUGCUGGGAGGCAUUUUUGCUGCACCUCAGUGGGUUUUGGUGCCAAACUUUGGCUUGCUGGGUGGCUUUGCUUAGACCAGAGAUGUGUUUGCACAGAUUUUGUGUUUGAUGGUUUGUUUUUUUCUUGUGGCCAGGGUGUUGGUGUGUAAGCAUCAGUGCUUAUUAGCGAUGGUAGUUUGCUUUUGGAGGAGGUAAAUCCCUGCUGGAAACAUGGGGUUUUUCCUACAGAAAUCCAGUUGUCCUCUGUGGCAGGGGUGUUCUGCUGGGAGGGCUGAGCCUGGCCAGGGCAGAGAGGGGAUCACCUCAAAGAACUCUGCUGAGAUCCAAAUGAUUUCAAAGAUCAGAAAAGCCUUGGUGAGGUUCAACAGCCCCUUCCCCCCAAGUGCAUCAGUAGGAAGAGAAUGUGUCCAUGGAAAACAGUGACAGAUCUGCUGGCAUAACCCCCCCAGCCUCCCUCCAUCCCUGCCCAUGGAGCCUGCUCUGCAUCCUCAGGCUGGGGCUGGUGGCAGCUCAGAGGAGCGAGUGUGGGGCCCAUAAGUCUCAUGUACCCCCUUGACAUCUGCAGAGAUCCUGUUUUUACAUUUGUGCAUCCAAGAGGGAAACCCAUGUCCCUACCUCAGCAUGCAUGUAAAUAUAUGCUAAUGGUGUACCUGCCUCCAGGAGGAUGCUCAGAGAUGGGGGCCAGGGGGAGAAGAGGAAGGAUCAGGUCCAUGCCAUGGGUUUUCUCCCUGUCAGUAUUUGGGGAGGCUGGGGUCCCUGAGCGGGUUUGUGGAUUUCCUCUGCCCUUUGGCUUCAGCACAGCUGGCUGGGGAAGGAGGUUGGCACAGCAGUGCUUGAGCUGCCAGAUUCCACAUCAGUUAUAAAGUUACCAAGCUUUGGAAGUACCUAAUUUUUCAAUUGCCUUUGGUUGUUUGAUAGUUUUUCUCACUGCCGAGACAAUUUUUUUAAAUGUUUUUGUUUCCUUUACCCCCUCCCCUUCCUCCAAAUAUUUGUGGUGAGGGUUCAUGGGCAGUUCACAUCCAAGCAAGAUAUAUAUAGUUCCUGGCAGCCCCUGCUGGCUGGUGGCUCUUGUAAGCCUCCACCAAAAAGGUGUCCUGAGACCUGCUCCUGUGGUCCUGUGUCCCGGGGGUGGUAAUGCCAGUGACUCCCAGUUCUUGUGGGUAUUUUUCAUCCAGAGUUGCAGGGAACAGACAGAUGUCACCCACCUCAGGUCUGGAGGUGGCUGAUGGAGAGUAGGGUGACAGGUUGAGUCUUGCAGCUCUUCACCCCAACCCCAAUUCUGGGGCAGUGCCCACUGCUGGGGCUUUUGUCCUGAGCCCCAUGACGGCUUUGCUGGUGCUGGGGACAAAAGCAGUGGCUCAGUUGCUGCAUUCCAUGGCCUGGAUCACAAGGAUAAACAGGAGGGGAAGAUCUGGGGGGAACACAGAGGCUGCUGCUGCUGGCAGUGAUGAUGUCCAUGGUUUCACACAUUGGGAACUCAGCCUGUCUCUCCCUGAACAGGAGUGUUUGGUGGGGGAGCAAACAUCAUCCUCCCAAAGGAGCCCAGAGGUGCUGGGGCUUGUGCCAAGUGUGCCAAGUGUCUCCUGUUCCAUUCCUGGGCAAACAACUCUGGAGGACAAAGGGAGGGCAAAGGAUGGAGUUGGAUCCUCUUUCUGCUUCUCUAAGGAGUCAGGGGAGGCAGCUCCCUGCCUGGGGCUGCUCCAGGGGGAUGUGUGAGCAGGGCAGGGCUGGAGGAGAGUGGAGCUGGGGGCUUGGGUGGAGAACUGUGCUGCUCCCCCCAGCGAGCUGCAGGGCUUGGCUGUCACACUGCUCCUUGCUCCCAGAGAAUUUCCAGAGCAAAAGCCACCAGUGUCCCCUUUAAGAAUCCCUGCCUGAUGACACCAAGGGCUGCCUCUCCAUCCCCGGGCAGAUUUGGAGGUUGCACCAAACAGUGGGAUUAGUCUUGGGCAACAACCAUCAGAGCCCUUUCAAAUGUGUAGAGAUUUAGGUUAAAUAUUUGGAAAAAAAGUCACAGAAAGAGUUGUAAAGCUCUGCCCAAGGAAGUGUAGUCACCAUCCCUGGAAGUGUUCAAAAACUGUGUGGAUAUGGCAGUUUAAUAGUGAAUUUGGUGGUGAUGUUGAUGAUCUUUUCCAGCCUUAAUGAUUGCAUGAUUCUGAAUGGGAGUGGUGGGUGUGAAAGCCUUUCCCAGGCAUGGAGGUUCUUUCAGCUGAGUUGUUGCAGCUCUGCACUGUUGGGGCAACACGGGGAUGUGUCUGUGGAGGCCAUGGAGCAGUGAAUCCUGCCUUUGGAGAGGUUGGUGGGGCACUGGCUGCAGGAUAGGAGUGGCCCAGCCCAGCCCCCAUCCCUGGAGCUGCUUCUCCAAAGAACAUCAUGCUCUAAUGCCAAAGGAAAGGCCCAGAAAAAUGUAUUUCUGAUCAGUUGCCUCCUGCCUGAGCUGAUUUUUGGGCACAUGUAAACUUUAUAAUUAUGAGACUAGAGGUUGAACAUGGACAAAUAUUAAUUCAGCAGUCUCAGAGUGAUUUUAAUGGAUAAUUAUAGGUUCUCCAUCUGCAGUAUUUAUACAACCUUUCCAGUUAAAAAAAACCCAAACAGUUUCCAUGCAGUGCAUAUUCUCCUGGAGGAUUUGUUUGACCUCGAGCACCAUUUUUAUCUGCAGGAUAUAAUUACAGUGAAACUAGAAAUAUUAAGCAUUUGAAAAGGGCUGUGUAUCCAUGCUUAACUGGCUCCCUCCUCUCUGACAUGGGAAUGUAAUUGCACAGGAGUAAGGAAACUUGCAGAGUGAUCUCAUUUGACUUAGAAGCACUGGGGCUGGGAUCUGGGGGAACUUGCCCAGUUGGGACAGGGACUGACUGGUGUGUGUGCCUUUUCUGGGGGUUCUUUGAGUUUGUGCUCAAGCCAUUGCCUUCAGGAACAGUCGGGAGCAAAAUGGCUUUGUGCUCUGUUUAACCCUGGUCACCAAGGGUGCUUCUAGCCUAGAAAUACUU
Molecule: messenger RNA, 5530 nt
Organism: Camarhynchus parvulus
Lineage: Eukaryota; Metazoa; Chordata; Aves; Passeriformes; Thraupidae
Gene: GDF7
Product: growth differentiation factor 7
Exons: 2
Coding region: 1-1251 (416 amino acids)
Biological process (GO): BMP signaling pathway; SMAD protein signal transduction
Cellular component (GO): extracellular region
Molecular function (GO): growth factor activity; cytokine activity
Source: RefSeq, a predicted model, not a curated record